AUGGUAGAAACCACUGUAGGUUCGUCUGGCUUGGUGAACAGGGAAGCUCGGAACAGCGUGGGAAGGGAGGUGUUUCUGCCGCCGUGUGACGUAGCGGGAGAAGCUACUGGAGAAGCAGGAAAAGGUGGCUGCGGACAACACAUCUCUAGGGCGAAGAUGUCAAAGGUGCAGGUGUUGAGGGCACUGGUAAAUCAGCGGCUGACUGCAGCUGCGGAGGAGAUCUUCGGAUUGUUUGAAGAAGCCAUCGCGGAAUACGGGGAGGAGAUAGAGCGCCAGCGCAGCCUGCAGGAGGUUCGUGUGGAGCCCGAGAGAAGCGGAGCAGAUGUCUACAGAUUUAUUGUGAGGAAAGAAGAGAUUCCUCCUGAGCAGGAGGACAGGGCCUCCAGGCUGGACCAGAAGGACACAGAAUGUCCACAGAUUAAAGAAGAACAUGAGCAGCUUCAAGCUUUGCUGGAAGUUGGAUUCACAGAGUUUGGUCCUGUUUCUGUGAAAAGUGAAGAAGAUGAUGAGAAAACUCAGUACUCACUGUAUUAUGACAGCCAGAGUGUGGAAGCAGAGGACUGCAUAACAUCAGGUACAAAGGAUAAAACCCCAGAUUCUUCAGAAGCUGAGGCAACAACAAAACAUGAGCAGAGGUCCUCCUGGAAACCUCAGUCAGGUUCAAACCUCCUGAAAAAUAAAGGCCAUGGUUGGAGUGACAGGCCAUUCUGCUGCUCUGCGUGUGGUAAAAGAUUCAGCCAAAACUCAAAUCUAAAGACUCACAUGAGAAUCCACACAGGAGAAAAGCCAUUCAGCUGCUCGUUUUGCAAUAAAAGAUUUGUACAGAAGGUGCAUCUGAGGCAUCACAUGGCUCGUCACACAGGAGAGAAACUGUUUGGCUGCAGCACUUGUGACCAGAGAUUUAAUUGGCUUUAUCAGCUCAAAAACCACCACUGUGUCAACAGAGCAGCAGCUGAACAGAUGGAAAGAGCAGAACCAGCUGAUCCAGAUGGAUAUUUACAAACAGGUACUGAAGAUAAGGCUUCGCAUACUCCUGCAGCUCAGACCGACGUCCUUGUAAAUGAUGUGGGAUUAAAUAAUGACAGGAAGUCAUUUAGUUCCCCUGACUGCAGUAAAACAUUGGCACAAAAGCCUCGCCUGCGGGAACACCUGCAAUGUCAUUCAGAAGAAAAAUCUUUCAGCUGCUCAAUUUGCAACCGUAGCUUUCCCUGGAGAACACAGCUGCAUAGACACAUGGCAACUCAUCCAAAAGAGAAAAGACUGAGCUGCAGUAUUUGUAAUAAGGUGUUUAAUUGGCCUCAUCAGCUCAGAGUCCAUCAGUGCGUCGACGAUAAGUCCUCGCAGCCACAUCACAACCAAAUGAAACUUCAUUUAGACUGCAGCUCUCUCCCACUUCCUGUCAGUAGUGAAGGCCGUCAAGCUAAGAAGCACUUCCCCUGUUCUCAAUGUGGGAAAGUGUUCAGCCUCAAGGACACGCUGCUGCGGCACUUCAGAUGUCACACAGGAGAGAAGCCGUUCAGCUGCACAGUUUGUGGAAAGCAAUUCAGAGAACGGGGAAACAUGGGGCAGCACAUGGUCGUUCACACAGGGGAGAAACGCUUUAGGUGUAGCAUGUGUGAUCAAAGCUUCUGUUGGCGUAAACAGCUUAAGCAGCACAGGUGUGACAGAGGGAGCAGCAGCGAUGACCACCAUACCUCAGAGGUUCAUUGAUACAUGCUGUGACUUUCCAGUGUAAGUCUUGGAUGUCCAAACGCAUCUGUUUGGUUUUAUUCCUCAUACUGUGUGUACACAUAAAGUAUGGUUCUCGUUUAUUGAUCGCAAAUUCUGUGAAUGUGCAUAAACUUGAGCUGCUUUCAAAUUAAUCUAAUGGAUACGCACACACAAGAAUGUGUAAAAGAUACAUUGGUCUACAUUACAAAAUGUGUCAGUCUGACAAUAAAGGCUUAAAAUUUGUUGCAUUUCUGCAUUUGUCUUACAAAUAUCACGUUUACAUAGUGUUACUCGAAACAGUCAAAAAAUCGUAUAGCACAACUGUAACAUGUUCAUGGUUUUGUCCAAGGAUUUUUCUAUUUGUUGUAAGCUGCAGUUAGCUGGAGCUAAGCGUAACGAAAUACACUGUAUAAAUACGACUAGUGGUUGGAAUAAAAACUUAUGUCUAGGCUUAAAUGUUGAGAAAUGUCUUACGGGUUUGCAUCA
Molecule: messenger RNA, 2196 nt
Organism: Melanotaenia boesemani (Boeseman's rainbowfish)
Lineage: Eukaryota; Metazoa; Chordata; Actinopteri; Atheriniformes; Melanotaeniidae
Product: zinc finger protein 425-like
Exons: 2
Coding region: 1-1710 (569 amino acids)
Biological process (GO): regulation of transcription by RNA polymerase II
Molecular function (GO): RNA polymerase II cis-regulatory region sequence-specific DNA binding; DNA-binding transcription factor activity
Source: RefSeq, a predicted model, not a curated record